AUGUAUUUGCCACGGAGAAAGAGGCUUCAGUGGAGUCGGGUCCUGUUCUUUCUCUCAGGUGUUCUAUUGUGCUGUAUCUACCAGCUGAGCCUGAGGGCAAGGCUCACAGAGCCCUGGCCAGAAGCUCAGAUUGCAGAGUAUCCUGAGGAAGAGCUGAAGCCUUCAACUCAAAACAUCAUGCCAGUGGUAGAAGUACCUAAUCACACUGUGGUAGAGGAUUUCUCAGAAACAGCAACUACAGAUACAACGACGGCAACAACUGCAGAAUCAACUACAGGAACAACAGCAGGAACUACAGAAACAACGUCAGUUACAACGACAGCAGCAACUACAACAACAACAACCACAGAACCAACUACUGAACCAACUACAGAAUCAACCACUGAGUUAACAACCUCUAUGACCACCAAUCGGACUAAGCUCAGGCAUUGCAUCUAUGUGGACGCAGACCCGUCCAAGCCCACCGCGGCACCCACACUGACCCCGUUUCCCAACACCACCACCCCCAUCCCCACGCCCAACACCACUCUGGCCUCCCCCGGCAACGCCCCGCUCAUGAAGGGCGAGUAUCCCCGUGACAUCUUCUCGGUGGAGCAGCGACGGCAGGGCUGGGUGGUGCUGCACAUCUUCGGGAUGGUCUACAUGUUUGUGGCCCUGGCCAUCGUUUGCGACGAGUUCUUCGUGCCGGCCCUGGGGGUCAUCAUCGACAAACUGGAAAUCUCGGACGACGUGGCGGGGGCCACGUUCAUGGCCGCGGGAGGUUCGGCCCCCGAGCUCUUCACGUCCCUGAUCGGGGUGUUCAUCUCCCACAGCAACGUGGGCAUCGGCACCAUCGUGGGCUCGGCCGUCUUCAACAUCCUCUUCGUCAUCGGGAUGUGCGCCAUCUUCUCGCGGGAGAUGCUCCACCUCACUUGGUGGCCGCUGUUCCGGGACGUCUCCUUCUACAUCCUGGACCUCAUCCUGCUCAUUGUGUUCUUCCUGGACAACACCAUCAUGUGGUGGGAGAGCCUGAUCCUGGUGUUGGCGUACUGCUCCUACGUCCUCUUCAUGAAGUUCAACGUGCAGCUUGAGCAGGCCUUCAAAAAGCAGCUCAGUAAACACAAGAACAUCAUUAAGGUCCUCAGUGUGGAGGAGCCGGAGAAGGACAUUGGAUCAGGAUCCGGUGAGGACAAGAAACCUGACAAACAAGAGGCCAAGAAUCAUUUAUUGCUGAAGCCUCCUCUGCAGCGAGGGGGCAGCUCAGCCUCCUUACACAACAGCACCAUGAGGAGCACCAUCAUGCAGCUGAUGAUCCACUCCCUGGACCCGCUGGGGGAAGGUAAGUUUAAGGAUAAGGCUGAAAUCCUGAAUGACAUGGCUCAGAAGAAGGAACCGGGGGGGUCCGGGGGGUCCGGGGGGUCCGGGGGUUCGGAUAGCAGCGACGAAGACGACAGCGACGACGACAGCGAUGAUGACGACAGCGAUGACGAUGAUGAAGACGAUGAAGAGGAGGAGGAGAACGAGGAGCCCCUGUCUCUGGAGUGGCCGGACACGCCGCGGAAGCAGGCCACGUACCUCCUCCUGCUGCCCAUCGCGUUCCCUCUGUGGAUGACCAUCCCUGACGUCCGCAACCUGGCCUCUAGAAAGUUCUUUGCGAUGAGCUUCCUGGGCUCCAUAAUGUGGAUCGGUGUGUUCUCAUAUCUGAUGGUGUGGUGGGCGCACCAGGUGGGGGAGACGAUCGGCAUCUCUGAGGAGAUCAUGGGCCUGACCAUCCUGGCGGCCGGGACAUCCAUCCCUGACCUCAUCACCAGCGUCAUCGUGGCCCGUAAGGGCCUGGGUGACAUGGCCGUGUCCAGCUCGGUGGGAAGCAACAUCUUCGACAUCACCGUGGGGCUGCCCGUGCCCUGGCUCCUGUACUCCACCUUCCACAACAUGGAGCCCAUGACCGUGAGCAGCAACGGACUCUUCUGCGCCAUCGUGCUGCUCUUCCUCAUGCUCCUCUUCGUCAUCCUCUCCAUCGCCUUCUGCAAGUGGAAGAUGAACAAGGUGCUGGGCUCCACCAUGUUCCUGCUCUACUUCAUCUUCCUGGUGCUCAGCGUGCUGCUGGAGGACCGGAUCAUCGUCUGCCCCGUGUCCAUCUGA
Messenger RNA from Conger conger (European conger), 2121 nucleotides. It is a transcript of the gene slc24a1, whose product is annotated as solute carrier family 24 member 1. The record is from RefSeq and is a predicted model, not a curated record. The coding region runs from base 1 to 2121 and encodes 706 amino acids. The transcript has 8 exons. Gene Ontology annotation, molecular function: calcium, potassium:sodium antiporter activity; calcium channel activity. Gene Ontology annotation, biological process: long-term synaptic depression; intracellular calcium ion homeostasis; calcium ion transmembrane transport. NCBI's taxonomy places the organism in Eukaryota, Metazoa, Chordata, Actinopteri, Anguilliformes, Congridae. Gene Ontology annotation, cellular component: membrane.